This is a messenger RNA of Diprion similis, 1328 nucleotides long. RefSeq lists its product as uncharacterized. Gene Ontology annotation, biological process: intracellular signal transduction. The coding region runs from base 138 to 1160 and encodes 340 amino acids. The record is from RefSeq and is a predicted model, not a curated record. NCBI's taxonomy places the organism in Eukaryota, Metazoa, Arthropoda, Insecta, Hymenoptera, Diprionidae. The transcript has 2 exons.
UCGGCAAAUUCACGCUGUCCUCCGUCGUGUCAACCGCGUGUUUUUUUCUUCACAACUGCUCGCCUUCCCGACCCCGUCAAUUUUUAAUUCGUUUCUUUUGAUCUCAUCCGGCUGUUCAAACGACGGGGAAAAAAAUAAUGGAGGUGGUUAUCGACUGUUACUUUGAUCAAAUAUUCUCCGAAAUGGAACGCAGCAGCCUUUUAUCCCGGUACAAAAGACGUGCCUUAGUCAAUUACUUCACUGCAAUUAUCCAAGGCUGUGCCAAAGGUGAGGAGCUGGAGAACACGGAAGUGUGCGAGAGGGCGGUCCUGGCGGCGUUGCGUUACCACAACCUGACGCUGGUGGAGAACGGGUCGAUCUGUCUUCUGGGGAAGUUCCACAACGUGUUGUACAUAGCGAUGAAGCUCUGCUUCGACUGGGAGCUACGCAAUAACGAGAUAGUCUCACGGCUGCUCAACGACAUAUUCUACUGCGAGAAGACCUUCGAGAGGAUAUUCGUCGGAGCGAUAUUCGGUACCAGGGUGACGCAUUUCCUGUCGGGGUGGAAGAGCGACUUCGAGGACCGCGAGGAGAACAUCAGAGCCUUGAUCUACUUCAUGGAUCACGCCAACUCCGGCCGGCUCCUUUACUCGAGUCCCGCUUCGACCGGCAAGUGUCGCUUCGUCGACGUCCCAAUGGAGUCCUACGGGCAAGCCCUUCCCAUCCGGGUUGUCAUCCAGCUCGGAAGCCCGGAUAUCCUGCUGCUCCUCCUGAGGUACGGAGCGUCCAGUUGCGCCGACGGAUUAUCUCCGUCCCCGCUCGAAAUGAUCCUCAACAAAUUCUCGGAGCUGGACGUGGAGCCCGGUCAAUAUCCGGCUCAGCUGGUCGCCUGUCUGAGGGUGCUUCUGCGGACGGUACCUCUGGUCAGGGUCAAUACCCCGAGUCACAUCGCCGAUCGGAGCGGGGUGGAGACGGUUCCGCUCUACGAUCAAUACCCGAAAUUCGUCGAGAGCAAUCUGGUGCCCCCCGAACGAAGCGGCGUGUCUCCACCCGAGUUGAAACACCUUUGCAGAUGUCGAGUGCGACAGUCGCUCUUCGACAACUGGGCCCUCCCCCACGGGAUUAAGGAACUUAGAAUACCCCAAUCCCUCCGGGAGUACCUGGACCUCCUCGCCGACUGACAGUCGGAAUUCCUGAUCGAGGGAUCAGCAUUGUUUGGCGGUGACGAGGCGCGGAUCGUGUCGCGAACACUCUAGUUUUAUGAAUAAAUUAUUGUACUGCCGUCGAGCCGUGUGUACCGUGGGAUUUGACAAUAAAUUAUCAUCCGUGGUUAUUCAUCAGACGGAACA